Molecule: messenger RNA, 1401 nt
Organism: Perkinsus marinus ATCC 50983
Lineage: Eukaryota; Perkinsozoa; Perkinsida; Perkinsidae
Exons: 1
Coding region: 1-1401 (466 amino acids)
Source: RefSeq, a predicted model, not a curated record
AUGACUUCCUCAGUCUUCUCACGCUCUACCACAUUUUUGGCUCUGUUGACUCUCAUCACAUUUGGCGAAGUUAGAGCGACGGAUUGCUCGCAGGGUGAUGCCUUCUGUGCAUCUUUGCUCACUGGUUCGUACUGCAAAUACUGGAAUAGUCCUCAACUUUGUCUUGGCACGAGGACUCCCUGUUCGUGCAGCACUACGUCGGUCACAACUGAUCCUAUGUCGACAACCACAUAUUCUGCUCGCCCAAAAGCUACGACAGCAACUGCGGUGACUACGUCACGUGAGACGACUACCACUUAUGAGAAGCCUUCCUCACGAAGUAACCUCAGAACCACGAAGCGUCCCACGACGACACCGUCGAACAACGAGGUCAUCACUAAGACCACAUCACCCUCUGUAGUCGGUGGUAUGCGGUUUGGUACUUACUCGUGGUCUCAAAUGUACUGGCGAGGCGACGAUACUUCUCUGAUUGAUUUCGCGGGGUCCGAUAUGGGAAGAUUGUGGAACUCUGGUGAUGUUUAUGUGAAUAUCGCUGACUACAGUAAUUAUAAGAAGAUUGACGAUGAGGAGCUACUGGUUGCUUGGAUGAAACAAUGGCGAAGAUCUACUGGCAACACUGGGCGUAUUUUUCUCACUUAUGGUGAUGCCUCCAAGCACUACAACAAAAGGAUGAUCGAAUUUGUUAACACCUUUGAGAAUUUCCUCGACAAUUACGUUAGUAGUGAAGACAUGAACGAGAUCGCACCAAUUGGUUUGAGUUUUGAUGCUGAAGGAAUGAGAAGCAGCUCCGUGCGGACGACGUUGGAAAAUGCCCAGAAGAUGAAGACUAGAGUGUCCAAGAGCAAGGGAUAUGCACCUGGCUCGCUGUUGAUCGAUUUUGCUGUGUCCGGCCAUUUGAGCCCUCUGUCUACCCAGUAUAUCAUGGAGCUUGCUGACCAUGCCACUUUCGAGGUAUUCCGCAACACUGUUGGUGGUGAAGACAACGACGGUUUGGUUGAACGUAUGAAGUGGAUGCUCACUGAACAGUGUACGGUGUGUACACAGCCUGGUUGGGAGAAUCUUAGAGCUAAGGUGACGAUCCUUACGGAAGGGUCGUGCAAUAAGGUUGACUACUGUGGGAAGGUCUCCAUGUGCGCUUUCGAUGCGAUGGAGUAUCCGAGUGCUAGUGGUGGUAUCCAAUAUGUUUGGAACGCCAUGAACCUUCUGGUGGAACGUAUGAUUUCUGAUAGUAUUGUUACUACUGACCAGUUCAACUCCCUGUUUGAUGUUCAUGGUACAUUAUUUGCUAUGAACAAUUGGGAAUGGACACGUUGCUACUAUGGUGACUCUUUUUCGAGGGAGAUGGACUUCCAGAACUGUCUUCAGUAUCAUGAGGAAGCAUUAAAGUGUCGUGCUGAUUGA